AUGAUUGAAAGCUUGGAGAAUGUAUCAGAGCUGCUGCCAUCGAGCAUCCCGGUGCCCACCAGCGUGAUAACAGUGACGUCUUACGUCCUGUUCUAUCUGCAGCGUAUUAUCAUGGCAAUUCCAGGUGCGCACUACAUGGUGGAAUACAUCGCGAAGUCGCACCAGGAUGACCCAUACCGGACGAUGGUGGAGCUGGGGCUGAUUUUGUAUGGAAUAGUGUACUACCUGAACAAGCCGCGCAAGCAGGGCCAGGCGGAGCAAGCGCGCUUCACGGCGCGGGAGGAGGAGCAGCUUAUCGCGGAGUGGGAGCCAGAGCCUCUCGUGGACCCAGACUUUCGCGAGGGCUGGCGGCUAGCGAAGAUGCCGCAACGCCGUUCGGACGACAUGGGUAACCGAGUGACGGUCAUGCGCGACGACGGACGGGAGACGCACGCAGACGUGCUCGACAUGGCCUCGUACAACUGUCUGCGUCUGUCGCAGCAGGACGCUGUCGUGGCGCGGGUGGAGAAGACGAUCCGGAACUACGGUGUGGGCUCUUGCGGGCCCGCAGGGUUCUAUGGAAACCAAGAUCUGCACUACAACUUGGAAUACGAACUAGCCCGCUUCUUCGGCACGGAGAAUGCGGUUCUGUACGGUCAGGACUUCUGCGUUGCGUCAUCGGUAAUCCCAGCCUUCACGAAGCGUGGCGACGUGAUUGUCGCAGAUGACCAGGUCUCGGUGGCGCUGCAGAACGCACUGCAGCUCAGCCGUUCGACCGUGUACUACUUUAAACACAACGACAUGAAGUCCCUCGAAGAGUUGCUAACGAAACUGGACGAACGCGACCGUGCAGAGCACCUGCCUGCGCUGCCACGUAAGUUCAUUGUAACGGAGGGCCUGUUCCAGAACUCUGGCGACAUCGCCCCGCUACCUGAACUCGUCAAGCUCAAGGGUGCCUUCCACUACCGUCUAGUCGUCGACGAGACGAACUCACUCGGCGUACUCGGUAACACCGGUCGUGGCCUCUCGGAGCACUUCAAUGUCCAGAGAUGCUCGUCCAUCGAUAUCACCAUCGGCUCUAUGGCAACCGCACUAGGCUCCUCUGGGGGUUUUGUUCUCGGCGACAACGUCAUGUCCAGGCAUCAGCGCAUCGGCUCGAACGCCUACUGUUUCUCUGCCUCGCUCCCUCCCUAUACCUGUGCCGGCGCCCUUGCCAUGCUACAGACAAUGGAUGCCGACAACAGCGCCGUCCAGAACCUGCGCACCCUGGCCAAGGCCUUCCACGCCUCCUUUACCUCAGAUCUAGAGCUCGCCGAAUACAUUCUAGUCACUUCAAACGAGAAUUCCAGCGUCCUUCACCUUCAGUUGGCCCCCGCCUUCCGCAUGCGCCUCUUCGGGUCCUCGGCCGAGUCCAUCUAUGACGAGCUGGUCCAGCUUCGUGCGCGCCACGCCACCAGCCUCUACGUCGACUCCUGGGAGCAAGAAGAGCGCUUUUUGCAGCGUAUCGUCGACCGGGUGCUGAAAGACGGUGUUCUGAUCACCCGCAACACUGUCGUGCUCAAGCACGAGAGCCUGCCUAUUGUUCCCAGCCUCAAGGCCUACUGCCAUGCAGCCAUGUCUUGUUCCGAGCUCGAGCGCGCCCACGAAGUGAUCAAAGCUGCCAUAAUCGCCUGCUGUGCACAGCCGUCUCUCUGA
Eremothecium gossypii ATCC 10895 is the source of this 1674-nucleotide messenger RNA. It is a transcript of the gene LCB1, whose product is annotated as serine C-palmitoyltransferase LCB1. The record is from RefSeq and is marked provisional. Gene Ontology annotation, biological process: ceramide biosynthetic process; sphingosine biosynthetic process. Gene Ontology annotation, molecular function: serine C-palmitoyltransferase activity; pyridoxal phosphate binding. The coding region runs from base 1 to 1674 and encodes 557 amino acids. Lineage: Eukaryota; Fungi; Ascomycota; Saccharomycetes; Saccharomycetales; Saccharomycetaceae. Gene Ontology annotation, cellular component: endoplasmic reticulum. The transcript has a single exon.